AUGUCUUUGCUGCAGGCGUCAUUUGCUUCUGAUACAGAAUCAGAUGAUGGAGACUUUGAGGGUAGCGACAGCAGCAGCAGCAACACAGAGGAGGAAGAAGAGGAUGCUGCUGCUGCUGCAGCUAACAGCAGCAACAGCAGCAGCACCAGCAAUGGUGCAGCAGCAGCAGAAGGUUCUGCUGCUGCUGAUGCAGCAGCAGCAGCAGCAAAAGAGGAAGCAAGAUGUGGUAGAAAGAAAUGGAAACUUGAUCUCAAACAAGGUAAGAAGACUAAGAAACGCAUGCAGGAGCAGCAGCAGCAGAAGCAGCAGAAGCGGCAACGUGCUGCUGCUGCUGCUGCAUUUGAGGAACUGCAGCAGCAGCACCAGGAAAAUAUAAAAGAAUAUCCUGCAUCACGAUCUCGGGUGUGUGUGUCCGAAGAACUUAAAAAACAAAUUAAGGCAGCAGUAGAACAAGGUACAUGGGAGAAUGAGAAGAAAGUGACGAAGACCGUUAGAUAUGCAGGAAAAGAAUUCCAGAUAGAGGAGAAGGUAUCAAUAGAUAAAUUAGAUGUAAUAAAUAAGAAACAAAGAGAUGUACAAAUCGUAGGAAACCUUCAGGCAUUAGAUCUAUUAGAUAAAGCAUUAACAAACGUAACAACAAUUAAUUCUGUGCAAAAGUCUCGUGCGGACUGGAGUCAAUUUAAGGAGAAGGCGGGCAUUGAGGAAGAACUCAAGAGAGGCAAAGGGUAUGCAAUAACAGCAGCAGCAGCAGCAACAGCAGCAGCAGCAGCAAUAGCAGUUGCAGCAGCAGCAGCAGCAGCAGCAGCAAUAUAUAGAUUUCUUUGCAUAACACGGUAG
This is a messenger RNA of Eimeria maxima, 837 nucleotides long. RefSeq lists its product as hypothetical. The record is from RefSeq and is a predicted model, not a curated record. The transcript is spliced from 7 exons. NCBI's taxonomy places the organism in Eukaryota, Apicomplexa, Conoidasida, Eucoccidiorida, Eimeriidae. The coding region runs from base 1 to 837 and encodes 278 amino acids.